AUGACCAUCAUCUUUGAUAUCAUAGAGCUGAACUGUUGUGCUCUCGGGGAGGGUAAUGGCACUAGUAAGGGCAAUGGCACUGAUGAGGGCAACGGCACUAGUAAGGGCAACGGCACUGACAAGUGCAACGGCACUGGUAAGGGUAAUGGCACUAGUAAGGGCAACGGCACUGGCGAGGGCAACGGCACUGGUAAGGGUAAUGGCACUAGGAAGUGCAACGGCACUGACGAGGGCAACGGCACUGACGAGGGCAACGGCACUGACAAGUGCAACGGCACUGGUAAGGGUAAUGGCACUAGGAAGUGCAACGGCACUGGCGAGGGCAACGGCACUGGUAAGGGUAAUGGCACUAGUAAGGGCAAUGGCACUGACGAGGGCAACAGCACUGACAAGUGCAACGGCACUAGUAAGUGCAAUGACACUGACGAGGGCAAUGGCACUAGUAAGGGUAGUGGCACUGGUAAGGGUAAUACCGCUACAGUGAUGGGCCAUGACCGACAGCGCGGUAGCUAUGGAACUCAAAGCGCGACUCUCCAUUGA
Molecule: messenger RNA, 540 nt
Organism: Aspergillus tanneri
Lineage: Eukaryota; Fungi; Ascomycota; Eurotiomycetes; Eurotiales; Aspergillaceae
Gene: FRAS1
Product: Extracellular matrix protein fras1
Exons: 1
Coding region: 1-540 (179 amino acids)
Source: RefSeq, a predicted model, not a curated record